CCCCCCUCCCUCCUCGUAGCGUCACUGUGAUUGGCCGCAUCGGGGAGCGGGAGGGCCUGGGCCAGGAGUUGUGUCAGAGCGACCGGAACCGUCAGAGGAAGAGAGAGGGGGAGAGCGAGCACCGAACCGUCUGCACACCAACCGCCCGACUUCAAUGAACAGCUCGCCCGUGACUGAUUCCUUUUGGAAUAUACGUCGCACAUUUAUGGCGAUUCGCCGUGUAAGGACAGAGUAUUGCCAGGCUCAGCACAGCAUUGGCGCAGACAAGUGAGCUGGGAAGUCUGUUGGUGCCACCAAAGUCCACCCUUCCAAAUUUUCCCUUCCAUCAUUUUUGUCUACUGCAGCAAAUCAUAUGGGAGUUCUUAUUUAUUUUACUCCAGAGCUCCACAAUUAUCACUACUGUUGUGAAGGGGAGGAGUUAGUAAAGAGACAAAUUGUUGCAGAGUUGUGCUCUGCAAUAACUUCUUUUCAACCCCCCAUGAGUGCCUCAUUGCGGUAGACUUAACUCGUAGUUUUUGUUAUAUAAAUAUAUAUUAUUUUUUUUCCCCCUCUUCAUUAAGAAGGAAAGUUCCCAUCCCAGAUGUAAUGUAAGAGAUUCUUUUUGGAUGCUGUUCUGCAUCCCCCACAAAGUGCUUCUUUUACGAAAACCUGCAGUUACCCCCUGGGACUUUGCAAUAACAGGAAUUUAAAUAUUUUGUUUCCCCCUUUAUAGAUUUUUGUAAUUUUUUUUUCUUUUUUUUUUUUUUUUUUUUAAAUAAUAAACCUUUAUUUUUUUUAAACUGUUCACAAUGAACCGUCCAGCUCCAGUGGAGAUAUCUUAUGAGUGUAUGCGUUUUCUAAUCACCCACAAUCCAACUAAUGCCACGCUCAACAAGUUCACAGAGGAACUAAAAAAAUAUGGUGUGACCACCCUUGUCAGAGUUUGUGAUGCCACAUAUGAUAAAGCUCCAGUAGAGAAGGAAGGCAUUCAGGUUCUGGAUUGGCCUUUUGAUGAUGGAGCACCACCCCCAACACAGAUAGUUGAUGAUUGGUUAAAUCUCUUGAAAAACAAAUUUCGUGAGGAGCCAGGGUGUUGUAUUGCAGUACACUGCGUGGCAGGUCUUGGACGGGCUCCUGUGUUGGUUGCUCUGGCGUUGAUUGAAUGUGGGAUGAAGUAUGAGGAUGCCGUGCAGUUUAUCAGGCAGAAACGAAGAGGUGCAUUUAACUCAAAACAGCUGCUCUACUUGGAGAAGUAUAGGCCCAAGAUGCGACUGCGGUUCAAGGAUGCCAAUGGACACUGCUGUAUGCAGUAAAAGAAGAGUGAAAACCCAUGGCUUUUUAAUAUGACCCCUGUGCUCAAAUGUUUUUGAGUUAUAUGGUCCAAAUGUGAUGCUGGAUCAAAAAGGUGGACUGGUUUUGUGCCUCCGUCCCAAUUAAAUGACUAAGUGCCACCAUCUGCAGAAAUAAAAAUGGAAUUAAAACAUGUGUCGGUGAAGGAAUUUUUUUUUUUUUUUUUUUAAAUUAAUGUGAAAACAGAAUAGCGGCAAAGUUGUAUUACCUGUCCUAAAAAACUAAAAUUAUGUAUGUUUGUUUAUUAGGAGGGUCUGCCUAGUGGUUGCUUAUGUGUGCUCUACUGACUCCCUUCUAACAUUACAUGGGUGAACAGCAAGAUACAACUUACACUGAAGUACACAAUGUCCUUCAUUAACAGCAGGUCUUGUGUUGGUUGUCAGAUUUUAUCUAUAUCUUACAAGUGAGGUUUAUUUUUUGGUAGUUAGGACUUGUCUGGACUAUUGUAUGUAAAUUAGAAUCAGACCCUUUCACUUGCGCACAAGACUAUUGGGACGUUAUCUAAAUAGCUUUGUGAUUAAAGAAGAGCUGAUAUAAAACUUUAUUUGGUGACUAUUAGUGCAGUUCAAAUCAAAGUAUACAAAGCACCCAACAACCUGUAGCAUUGAAAAUGUAAACAUCAGACAUCAAACGGUGCAAAACACCAUAAAUGUACUUAUUUGUGGUUGUGUUCCAUUUUUGUGAGUCGUCUCAAAGUCUUUUGAUGUGGCACAGGUUCUCUUUAAAGCCAUUCUUAAGAGGGUACGUAAUGGGAUAAAAAAAAUAUAAACAUGCUGCUAACUGAUGAAUGGAACCAACUUACUCACCAUCAUAUUGGCAGCUCCCAAACUGUAUAGCAAAAGGGAAUGAUACUUUCCAUUCAUAUUGUAUUGUGGCACACAUUUUCCCCAGAGUAAGUGAAGUGUGACCAAGUAGGCGGAGGAGUCAUGAUAAAUAUCUAUCUAGCUCUUUUCUGCCACAGUACAUAUCCAAAUUGUGUGUGUGGGUUUUUUAUUUUUUCUGCUGCAGGCAAAUGUGAAAACUACAGUUAACCUACAAAAUUGGAUGUUACCCUUAUUUCUUACAUCAGAAAACUGCCAUAACAUUUUUUUUUAAGUUUGCUCAAAACUGAUGCCAAAAUUAGGGAACAAAAUGUUCAUGGUAAGCACCAUAACUUUGCAUCAUUUGGAAAGGUUAUAGUGCAUCAUCCCAAUCACACCACACCAGCAUAUAAUUGCAGCUAUAACGCUUUUUCUAGAGGCAUACCUUGGCACCUGAUAAGGAAAUGUAUAUCGUCAUUACCUUGCCCCAUAGAAACUGACGUUUUGUUUUGCACCACAACCUCUUUUUACUAUAGAGAUGAAUUGCACACACUCGUUUGCCUGUGGGUAGCUCUCGAGAUUGCCCAGUGCAUAAAACUGUACAGAUCUGUGCGUAAACUUCUGACUGCCUGACCAGCCUAUAGAACAGUUCUAAUCAUAAGAUCUGAUGAGUGGACUUUAGCCUAUCGGCGGUUUGUGGGAUAAUAGAGACCAGAAUUAAGUUCCAAGUUGGUGGAACCUUUAAUUGGUAUGUGAGUGUGUAUGGUCUGGACUUUCCUGUGCAAGUGGUGCAAUUUUAAGAGGGGAAAAUAACUCCACUUUGCUUUUAAUCUAACAUCUAUAUACUGCAUUAACAAUUUGUGUAAUUUCCUGCGUACCUUUUUUGAUGCUCCCCAUUAUUCAUUAUAAGUGAAGAAUGAUUGCGAUGUUGAGGUAUUAACAAUGCCAUUUUGUAGACCUGUAACACAUGCUGAAGACCAGUCAUGAACUGACUUUUGGCACUCCAGCUCCUCUGGAACACAGCUCCUAGUUCUUAACCAGCCAAACCACACUAGAUGUUUAUUCCCACUAAUGUGAUUUCAAGGGGCUUUCAGCCACUUAACGUUAGUGCUUUAACUAAAACAUUUCAGGAUAUAGUUGCAUAAUAAAUCUAAGGGAUUCCUUUUUAUUUUAUUUUUUCGAUUGAUUCUGCAACAAACUAUUUUUACACCAAUCAUUUUUUUUAUAUCAUAUUACAUACUUUUAUGGCUAUGAACUUUAGCGCAACAUUUCCAUGAGUGAAAGUCACCUUACAUUACAAAUAAAUAGCAUUGAUUCUUGGGGGCAAGUUUUUUGUGCUAGAUGGGUACAAAUAUGCCAUAUUAGCUAAAAAAAAAAAUAAAAAAAGUGAGCAGUCCUAUCUAUCCCAUAUUUUAUCAUAUGGACACUAGAAAUACAGAUCUCUUCCACAUGUACAUUGACCUCUACAUUGCGAUGGUUUUUAGAAUUAUGAAUCAGUGACUUUUAAUUUUUUUUUUUUUUUAAAUCUAAAUAGAAGAACAUUCACACUUGUACUUGCUGUUCUCCCUUUGAUAUGCUGUAUUUUAUUUCCCACUUACGACAGAUAUGCAUUACAUCUGGAGGGGGAAGGUGCUUUGAAUUUGUAAUUUAUUUUGUUUCCCCUGAGCCAAAUUGUUUAUGCAAUUUUAAGAUGUUGAUUGGCAAAGGAGUAGACAUGCUGGCAAACUAGAAUAUUACUUGGUUUCAAGAAACAUGUUAAAUAAAAUAUUUUACACAUUCUA
This is a messenger RNA of Pelobates fuscus (common spadefoot toad), 3910 nucleotides long. It is a transcript of the gene PTP4A2, whose product is annotated as protein tyrosine phosphatase 4A2. The transcript has 6 exons. The record is from RefSeq and is a predicted model, not a curated record. NCBI's taxonomy places the organism in Eukaryota, Metazoa, Chordata, Amphibia, Anura, Pelobatidae. Gene Ontology annotation, biological process: protein dephosphorylation. Gene Ontology annotation, molecular function: protein tyrosine phosphatase activity. The coding region runs from base 789 to 1292 and encodes 167 amino acids. Gene Ontology annotation, cellular component: cytoplasm; nucleus.